ACAUAUUGAAAGGGCCUGAGACGAAAAGAGAGAGCAGGUGAUGAUGAUGGUGAAUCGUAGCCGUCGGAUCUUGGCCGGAGCCUCGUCGUUGAUUAGAAGUCUAAGUACGGCUGUCGAGGCGGAGGCGGAGGCGGUGGCGGAGGUGGCGCCGGUGGCGAGGCGUGGAAAAGAAGGGAGGCUUUACCGAAGGUUGUCGGCAUUGGGAGCCACAAAGGGGACGGUGGCACCGACGUUAAAUAACUACGUUAGGGAGGGCAGGGUCAUCAAAAAAUAUGAGCUCGUGACGUGCAUCAAGGAACUCCGAAAGUACGGCAGAUACCAACAUGCCCUCGAGAUAAUGGAAUGGAUGGAGAAAAGGGCUGUCAACUUUUCACUUCGUGACCAUGCAAUACGCUUAGAUCUUAUAUCUAAAGCCCAAGGUAUUGAUGCAGCUGAACAUUACUUUAGUGGCCUCCCACCAUAUGCCAAGAACCAAUUUACUUAUGGAGCUCUCCUGAACAGCUAUUGUGUCGAGAAAAUGACAGACAAGGCAUUGACUCUCUUUGAGGAGAUGGAUGGGUUGAACUUUGCUUCUUCUCCCUUGGCUUUUAACAAUCUUAUGGCUCUAUAUAUGAGAUUAUGCCAGCCUGAAAAGGUACCUCCCUUGGUACAAAAAAUGAAGGAUCAGAAUAUCUCACUUGACACAUUUUCUUAUAACAUCUUGAUGCAGAGUUAUUCGUGUAUGAAUGACAUUGAUGGGGUGGAAAGGGUUUUUGAGGAGAUAAAGAAAGACAACGGAAAAAUGUGUGAGUGGACAACGUACAGUAAUUUGGCUGUAGUAUAUGUGAAGGCUGGACUUCAUGAAAAAGCCAAGUUAGCUCUUAAAGAGCUGGAGGAAAACAUGGGGCCUCGUAAUCGUGAGGCAUUCCAUUAUCUGAUAAGCUUGUAUUCUGGAAUAUCUAAUCUAGGCGAGGUCCACCGGAUUUGGAAUUCGCUGAAAUCAAGUUUCGAAAAGACCAACAAUAUGAGUUAUCUUGUCAUGCUUCAAGCUCUUGCAAAACUGAAUGACAUUGAUGGGUUGAAGAAAUGCUUUGAGGAAUGGGAGUCAGGUUGUUCUAGUUAUGAUAUGAGGUUAACAAAUACAGCUAUUGGUGCUUACCUAAGACAUGACAUGAUCAAAGAAGCUGAAUCAGUCUUUCAUCGCGCCAUUGAGAGAUCAUCUGGACCCUUCUUCAUGGCUUGGGAAUUCUUCAUCAUUUUCUAUUUGAAGAACAAUCAAAUUGAUUCAGCCCUGAAGUGCAUGACAGCAGUUAUAUCUGGAGUCAAGAACAAUGAAUGGCAACCGAAACCGGAACAUGUAAAUUCGUUUCUGAAGUAUUUUGAGGAAGAGAGAGAUGUUGAUGGUGCCGAGGAAUUCUGCAAGAUUUUGAAGGAAGUAAAUUGUCUUGAUUCCAAUUCCUGCAAAUUAUUGCUUAAGGUUUACGUAGCCGCUGGCAAGACAGAGCCAGAGAUGCGUCGAAGGAUCGAGGGACAUGGGAUUGAAAUGAGCUGCGAGCUUGAAGAAUUGCUACAAAGGGUUUGCCCUGCAUAAAUUGAGGUCCAAAUUUCCCAAAUUUGACAUUGGUUAUUGGAUUUAACUUCUGUACGCUUGUUGGAUGGGUUGAAUGAUGCCCCUCAAUCUCCUGAAUAUCUUGUUGGGCAUUUGGAACAGGAUUAGUUAUUAGGCAUAUAUUGCCCCAGGUGUGCCCUGUACUCUCAUGAAUUGUCUUUUUUUUUUUUGGUUCCUCUGAUAUGGGUUUGUAA
This is a messenger RNA of Ilex paraguariensis (yerba mate), 1782 nucleotides long. NCBI's taxonomy places the organism in Eukaryota, Viridiplantae, Streptophyta, Magnoliopsida, Aquifoliales, Aquifoliaceae. The record is from the annotation of a GenBank genome assembly.